AUGCAGAAGGGCAUGAGACUCAACGAUGGCCAUGUCACCUAUCUGGCGCUGCUGGCCAGGAAGGACGGUACCAGGCGCGGGUGCCUUAGCAAGAAAAGCUCGGACAACACCAAAUGGCACCCCAAGUGGUUCUGCUUGCUGCAGAACAUGCUCUUCUAUUUUGAGAACGACUCCAGCUCGCGCCCCUCCGGACUCUACCUGCUGGAGGGAUGCGCGUGCGACCGAGCGCCCUCACCCAAGCUGCCACCCUCCGCCAAGGAAUGCCUGGAGAAGCAGUAUUACUUUACAGUGACGUUCAACCACGACAACCAGAAGGCUUUGGAGCUGCGGACAGAGGACGUCAAGGACUGCGACGAGUGGGUCGCUGCCAUCGCGCAGGCCAGUUACAGGAACCUGGCGACAGAGCACGAGACCCUCAUGCAGAAGUAUCUACACCUACUGCAAAUAGUGGAGACGGAGAAAACGGUUGCCAAACAACUUCGACAACAAAUAGAGGAUGGGGAAAUCGAGAUAGAGCGGCUAAAAUCAGAGAUUGCUUUGCUGCUGAAAGACAACGAGAAGAUCCAGUCCAAUCCAGAGGUACCUCCAAGCGAUGACGACACUGAGAUCCAGAAGAUCAAAAAGGUCCAGAGUUUCCUGCGAGGCUGGAUUUGCCGCCGGAAGUGGAAAACCAUCAUUCAGGACUAUAUACGCUCACCCCAUGCGGAGAGCAUGAGGAAGCGGAACCAGGUAGUAUUUAGCAUGCUGGAGGCUGAGGCCGAGUACGUCCAACAACUCCAUAUCCUGGUCAACAACUUCCUGCGGCCGCUACGCAUGGCUGCAAGCUCCAAGAAGCCCCCCAUCACCCAUGACGACGUCAGCAGCAUCUUCCUUAACAGCGAAACCAUCAUGUUCCUCCACCAGAUCUUCUACCAGGGCCUAAAGGCCAGGAUAGCUAGCUGGCCCACACUGGUGCUCGCGGACCUCUUUGACAUUUUGCUGCCCAUGUUAAACAUCUACCAAGAGUUUGUGCGGAACCACCAGUACAGCCUGCAGAUCUUGGCCCACUGCAAACAGAACCGGGACUUUGACAAGCUACUGAAGCAGUAUGAGGCCAAGCCUGAUUGCGAGGAAAGGACGCUGGAGACAUUCCUAACUUACCCCAUGUUUCAGAUCCCUCGUUAUAUCCUGACCCUCCAUGAAUUACUGGCUCACACUCCUCAUGAGCAUGUGGAGAGAAAUAGUUUGGACUAUGCCAAGUCCAAACUUGAGGAGCUUUCGCGAAUAAUGCACGACGAAGUGAGUGAGACAGAGAAUAUACGAAAAAAUCUGGCUAUUGAGCGAAUGAUUGUCGAGGGCUGCGAAGUACUGCUGGACACUAGCCAAACUUUUGUCAGACAAGGUUCUCUGAUCCAGGUGCCCAUGAGCGAGAAAGGCAAGAUCACCAGGGGCCGUCUGGGUUCUUUGUCUCUGAAGAAGGAAGGGGAGAGACAAUGCUUCCUUUUCUCCAAACAUCUUAUCAUCUGCACUCGAGGCUCAGGGGGGAAACUACACGUCACCAAGAAUGGUGUGGUAUCCCUCAUUGACUGCACACUGAUGGAGGAUCCAGAGGGCACUGAUGAUGAGCCCAAAAUGGAGCGGAGUGGCCAGGACACUGAGCACCUGGACUUUAAAGUGAUAGUGGAGCCUAAAGAUGGGCAGCCUUACACUGUCAUCCUGGUGGCAUCAUCGCGCCAAGAGAAAGCAGCGUGGACGAGCGACAUCAGUCAGUGCAUCGACAACAUCCGCUGCAAUGGCCUGAUGAUGAAUGCCUUCGAGGAAAACAGUAAAGUGUCCGUCCCACAAAUGAUUAAGUCCGACACCAGCUUGUACUGCGACGAUGUCGACAUCCGCUUCAGCAAGAUGAUGAACUCCUGCAAGGUGCUGCAGAUCCGCUACGCCAGCGUCGAGCGCUUGCUGGAGAGGCUGACCGACCUGCGCUUUCUUUCCAUCGACUUCCUGAACACAUUCCUGCACUCUUACCGCGUUUUCACCAGUGGAGACGUCGUGCUGGACAAGCUCAUCACCAUCUAUAAGAAGCCCAUCAGCGCCAUACCUGCACGUGCUUUGGAGCUUUUCUUCGCCAGCAGCCAGAAUAACAAACUCCUGUAUGGCGAGCCGCCCACAUCGCCACGUGCCAGUCGCAAAUUCUCCUCCCCUCCGCCACUCGCCAUCACCAAAACGUCGUCGCCCAACCGCCGCCGGAAGCUCUCACUCAACAUUCCCAUCAUCACUGGGGGCAAAGCGCUGGACCUGGCCGCACUCAGCUGCUCCCCCAAUGGCUACGCGAGCAUGCACACCGCCAUGUCCCCCUUCGGGAAGGCCGCCCUGGACAUCAACAAACUCUUUGUGUCCAGCACCAUGCCCACCAAGAUUCCGGAUGAGGGAGAAGCCAGAGCCGAGAGCAAGGCUGAUGAACCGGUCCUUAACAAGCAAGAUCUGUCAGUGAGAGAGGAAUGUGACGAAGAGCCAUCCCAGAAUGAUGAGACGGAAGCAGAGAUGUCGCCUCCCAAGUCGCCGUCAACGCCCAAGAAUGUCAAGUCGAAAAACUGUGAGUUUACGCUGUUCUCCUUCAACAACAGCAUGGUGGUUUCAUCUUGUCGGGAGCUGGACAAUAACCGUAGUGCCCUCUCGGCGGCCUCGGCCUUCGCCAUCGCCACAGCCGGUGCCAACGAGGGCACGCCCACCAAGGAGAAGUACCGCCGCAUGUCGCUCGCCAGCACAGGUUUCCCUACGGACCAGCGGAAUGGAGACAAAGAGUUUGUCAUCAGAAGAGCAGCCACAAACCGAGUCCUAAAUGUGCUGCGGCACUGGGUUUCCAAACACUCCCAGGAUUUUGAGCUGAACUCUGAGUUGAAAAUGAGAGUAAUUGGCUUUCUCGAGGAGGUGAUGCAUGACCCAGAGCUCCUGACACAGGAAAGAAAGGCUGCUGCUAACAUUAUUAGGACUCUAGCACAGGAGGAUCCUGGAGAUAACCAGGUCACCCUGGAAGAAAUCAUUCACGCGGCCAUGGAGGAGUGCAGGAAUGAGCCGUUUGAGAGCCACUCUGCCCUGGAGAUCGCCGAGCAGCUCACUCUGCUCGAUCAUCUGGUCUUCAAAGUCAUCCCGUAUGAGGAGUUUUUUGGCCAAGGCUGGAUGAAGAACGACAAGAAUGAGAGAACUCCGUACAUCAUGAAGACGACAAAGCACUUCAAUGAGAUCAGCGACAGGAUCGCCACGGAGAUCCUGCAAUGGGACGACGUCAACAUGCGGGUGGCCGCCAUUGAGAAGUGGGUGGCGGCGGCGGACAUUUGCCGCUGCCUGCACAAUUACAACGCCGUGCUAGAGAUCACGUCUUCGCUCAACCGCAGUGCCAUCUUCCGCCUCAAGAGGACUUGGCUCAAGGUGUCCAAGCAGACUAAGACGGUGAUUGACAAGUUGCAGAAGUUGGUGUCAUCAGAGGGUCGUUUCAAAAACCUGAGGGAGGCGCUCAAGAACUGCGACCCGCCUUGCGUUCCCUACCUGGGCAUGUACUUGACCGACCUCGCGUUCAUUGAGGAAGGGACACCCAACUAUACAGAGGACAACUUGGUCAACUUUUCAAAGAUGAGAAUGAUAUCGCACAUCAUCCGAGAAAUUCGCCAGUUCCAGCAGACGGCCUACAAGAUUGAUUAUCAACCAAAGGUGGCAAGGUACUUGCUAGACAACAGCUCCGUGCUGGACGAGGAGAGUCUGUACAAAGCGUCCUUGAGAAUCGAACCCAAAACGUCAUCUUGAAGAGGCUUGUUCAACUUUCAUAUGAAGUGUACAGGAUCAUUAUUUUCUGUUAUAUUGUACAUAUGCAAUCAUUUGUAUUAGACAACAUAGGCUGUGCUCUCCUAGUAUUUUCUCCUCAAUAUCAAAUAUAGAG
This is a messenger RNA of Syngnathoides biaculeatus (alligator pipefish), 3907 nucleotides long. RefSeq names its product ras-specific guanine nucleotide-releasing factor 1-like. Lineage: Eukaryota; Metazoa; Chordata; Actinopteri; Syngnathiformes; Syngnathidae. The record is from RefSeq and is a predicted model, not a curated record. The coding region runs from base 1 to 3774 and encodes 1257 amino acids. Gene Ontology annotation, cellular component: plasma membrane. Gene Ontology annotation, molecular function: protein binding; guanyl-nucleotide exchange factor activity. Gene Ontology annotation, biological process: positive regulation of GTPase activity; Ras protein signal transduction. The transcript has 27 exons.